UGUGGCCUCUUUCAGAUCUCCGCCUGCACCAUGUAUGCUCCAAAGGUCUGGCUUGCUACUGUUGCUCUUGUUUUCCUGAUCCCUGUGACCUUCUCAGCUGAUGAUGCGGCACUGAGGAAACAACUCAGCGAAGUUGUGAACAUACACCUUGUCGACAAUGUCACUGAAAUCCUGAACUGGCAAAACAUAGUACGUAGAUCAGGUAUCCGUUACAAGCGAGACUGUGAUGAAGUGUUCCAGGAUGGCGAAAGAAAAAGUGGCCUUUAUAUAAUAGAACCUGAACAUUCCCGCAAACUUGUGGUCCAGUGCCAUAUGGAUGGAUGCAACGGGUGGACAAUCAUCCAGCAGAACACCUACAACACUGAGAUCACCUGGUCAGAGACCUGGACAACCUACAAAUAUGGAUUUGGCAACUUGGAGGAAGACCACUGGCUGGGCAAUGAGUACAUUAGGCUCAUUACUGAACAAAAAUGGUACAAAGUCAGAAUAAAUUUAGUUGAUGCAGACAACAACCACAGAUACGCAGAAUAUGACAGCUUUGUUCUCCAAGAUGAGAACCAUGGUUAUGCAGUGAAGUUAGGGACCUAUGAGGGCAAUGCAGGUGACUCUCUCAGUUCUUCCCAGCUGAAAAACAUGCAUGACAACAUGAAGUUCUCUUGUAAAGAUAAGGACAAUGACAGAACUACCUUACAAAAUUGUGCAGAUGCUAAUGGAGGGGGCUGGUGGUAUGACAGCUGCCAGAACGCAUUGUUAAAUCGCAAAGGUGGUCUUCACUGGACCACAUUGUGUCAUGAGAACUGUAAGAAAUCAGUGAUGAUGCUGAAGCCCAUCCACAUGCAUUGCUACAGGGUUUAGACUGUGUGUGGGCUCUAGUGUCAUGAACAGAUGCAAUGCUGAAUCAGGGGAAAAGCAGUGAA
Pogona vitticeps (central bearded dragon) is the source of this 917-nucleotide messenger RNA. RefSeq names its product fibrinogen-like protein 1-like protein. Gene Ontology annotation, molecular function: protein-macromolecule adaptor activity; extracellular matrix structural constituent. NCBI's taxonomy places the organism in Eukaryota, Metazoa, Chordata, Lepidosauria, Squamata, Agamidae. Gene Ontology annotation, cellular component: fibrinogen complex. The record is from RefSeq and is a predicted model, not a curated record. Gene Ontology annotation, biological process: blood coagulation; platelet aggregation; positive regulation of heterotypic cell-cell adhesion.